AGCCGGGGCCGCGGCUGGAGCCGCGCAGGGGAGCGGGGAGCGGGGAGCGGAGCUGCGCCGGCGGGGCGGCUGCGGGCGAGAAGGUGCCGCGCUGCCGGCUGCGCCUGAGCAUCCCGAGCCGGAGCAUCCCGGCGGCGUCAGCCGUCUGCUUUUCGAGGGAGGUCGGCACUCUGGAUUUGGGGUGUUUUUUCCUGCCCCUGCCCUCACCGGGUGCGCGUUGUUCGUGCUCUCGGUGCCAGCGGAGCCUCGGCGAGCACGGCUGCCCGGCGGCCGAGCGCUGUUGCUCGCACGCUCCCGCAGCGCCGGGGCCGCUCGCUCCCGCUGUCCGGCGCCGAGCGGUGCCGCGCCGGCUGAGGCGGGUCCCGGCGGCUCCCCGGCGGGUUUGGGAAGCUGCUGUGUGCCCUGGAACAGCUCCCGCCGCGCCUCGCCCGUGCUGCUGCUCCGAGGGAGCAUCUUCAGCGGUUUGCCUGUCCCGUGCUGUAACCAAGGGCAUUUGAUUUUCACAAGCGUUUAACCGAGGGUCUUUUCUCAGCAUGCAGUCCCUUUAGAUUUGGGCGUGAUCACCAACUACACUGGACAUUUGUCUUCUAUUUCCAUAUCUUCUUCCUGCCUUUUUCAGAAAUGCAAAAAAAUCCCAAUUACCUAACGAGAAGGUGAAGCUGCCAUCUGACUCUCUGGGAGUUAUUUCUUCAGGAGGAUCAGGUUCUGAAGGAUAAAAUAUUAAAUUGUCCUGGGCUUGAGCAGUAAAGGAUAAAUUCAUUCACUGGCUGACUUGUCAUCUCACCGUUGUGAUGGAAAAAUGUUCACUUAAAAUAAACCCUUUUUAUGCCACUAAAACUGCCUUCGAAUACAAGAUCUGUUGUGAUUUUUAAAACACAAACCCAAUAAUGUCAGAACCUGAUGCUUCAUCUGGAUUUGUGGGCAACAUGGAAAAUGGAACUUUUCUGGAACUGUAUCCCACAUCCCUUUCAACUUCAGUGGAUUCAUCGCCUGGCCGUUUAUCCAACGUCUAUGUCUAUGUUUCUAUAUUCCUUAGUCUCUUAGCUUUUCUCCUUUUGCUACUGAUCAUUGCACUUCAGAGGCUGAAAAACAUAAUUUCUUCCAGUUCCUCCUACCCUGAAUACAAUAGUGAUGCUGGAAGUUCGUUCACUAAUUUAGAGGUUUGCAGUAUUUCUUCCCAGCGCUCUGCUCUCUCAAACCUGUCUUCAUGAAAACAAAUGAAAGGAAACACAUGGGGAAUGGAAGAGCUUUGUCUAGUUUUUCGGGGAAGUAGUGCAUGUAACAUUUGCCUUAGAAGACUAUUAUCAAGAGGUGUUUUUAAAAGUUUCCUUUUUUUUUCCCCUUUCCUUUUCUAGUUCGCAUUUCCCCUUCAACUAAUUUUCAUUUUGAACAAUGGAUAAUGAAUGAUACCUGAUCAUCAUUUCUUGCCUGUAAUAGUGAUGCUGUCUCUUUCUCACACAUAGAUGGUGUUCAUUAGGAGUAUUCCUGCCAAAUUGUAACACAGUUCUAACUGGAUGUGUCAUUUUUCUGCUGUAAUUGUGACCCCUUCCCUAGUCUUGUGUCAGCAAUAUGCUGACUAUUUUUCUUUUCCUUUUUUCAUUAUAUAAGGACUUCUGGAUGAAAUCCCUAUUGCAAAAGUACAAAAAAUCUGCUUAAAUUAUAAAUAUUGGGACAAUUUAAAGUUGUUGAUAUUGUUUCCUUUUUUUCUUUUUAGUUUUCACAUCUUUUUCAGUGUUUAUUGAUGUUUAUAAAAUACGACUAAUUCUUGAAGAAUGUUGCUUUUGUUUAUUUGUACUCCCAACUUGUUCUGUAUAAAGUCUGUAUUUUAGUUUUUGAGUCUCUUUGGUUAACUUAGUAAAGCAACUACAAUAACGAUGCCUACGGUUGAAUGUGUGGAGGUAUUUUUGGACCCCACUAAUGCAUCUCAUUAUCUCAUUUGCCUAAUGACAUGUUCCUCCAGGGGGCAGCUUUUGCUGCUGAAUCAUAAAUACCACACAACUCCUUUUCAUUCUUCACAGAUACUGCAGCUUAUUCUUACUGGAUAACCAGGACAAACUAGUGGUUUCUUGUAAAAGAUCUGCAUUAACAAAUACAGGUAGCAAGUGAAGAGCUCCUAAACUGUCUUUUAGGCAUAUGAUGUUUGUACUCACGUCAGCAGGGCCAGCAGGGACAGAAAUUGCUUGUACUGGUGAGGACUUUCUGGGCCAGCCUUUGUCCUCUGAUUGCAGAAGUGUGCAGUGGGUGGAGAGGGGCACACAGGGAUCUGCACAAUGGCCAGGAAGACCUGAGCUCUGACCUGCAGGAAGUGCAAGGUGUACCUGCAGAGGGUAGGAAAGGAUGGGCAGGAUAAAUGGCAGUGGCUCUACCACUUUUCCCCAUCAGCAUAAGGGCAGGCCAGUGAGAGGGGAAGAGAAAUGGAUUCACAAUCUCACUCCUCUUUGCCAUGCCAUUUUCUGGGUUAUCAUUUCCCCUGCUCAAAGUGUAACAUGUCACUCCAUUUCUGCAGUAAAAUAACGAGCAGCUUUGUGAAGUGGAUCCUGUGGUCAGCUGGGCUUUAAAUCAAGCCGAACAUUCAAAUUAGUGAUUUGAAGUGCCAAGUGUGACCUAUUAGAACUGCAACCCCAGACUGGUGCAAUGCCUUGUUGUCCUUACUGCACUGUGUGAGCACAGCUCCAUCCUGCCACCCAGCCCAUGCAAAUUUUGUGCUCGUGGCUGGAUCUAAGUCACUGGAGAGACCUAAGAAAGGUAUGGCAUUGUCACUGCAUUUUCUGUAACUGACAUAACACAGGUGUAACUCUGGGAGAUGGGAUUAUCUCAGCAGGAGCAGCUGCUCUCCCCUCACAUGGCACCACUGCCCAGCAGGCCAAGGGGUUAGGGAACACUUCCCAAACAUAUCUAUACCUCUUGCCAAGCUGUCCAUGCAUUUGUAAACAAGACAGACUCUGCCAUUAACUACACAGGCUUCAAAAUACAAAUUUGAAGAGUCUGGUGUAAAUAUAAUCAUUAGAAAUGCAGCUGCUGUUGCCAAACAAUACAGAUGAUGCUGGAGUUGGUGUUUUUAGAUUUUAAAAGUGGACAUGCAGUAUGGUAAGUGGUAAUGACUUAUGGUGGUGAUUAGUUCUUUACAGAGUCCAAAGAACUUGCUGACUAAUAGGGAAUGUAAGCCUGCAGACUCCCUGAGCCAAACUGGUUUGAUGGAUAUAUUUACAGCUUGGAAUAUUCUAUUCAUAUAGACAAAAGUUUCUUGUAUGUCACUUUUCACUGUAUUUGACAAUUGGCCUUGGAAAAAGAGGUAGUUGUUUAAAAGAGAUCAGGAAACAUUAUUUUCCUUCUGAAAGCUCUUUGAAAUCCCAACCCUGUUACAGAAUAUAUUUGUAUGUAGACUGGUAGAUAGAAAUAAACAAACUGUAAAUCAAGACAGACCAACUGUUUGACUAUCUUCCCUUACUGACAAAAUUGUAAAUUUGUUGCUUCCUUUGCUGCAAAUGGAGGAAUUUAAUCAAAACCAGAGAUGAGACCACAGGUCGAGAUGGGUGUUUGUUCCCAGCAGUGUGUUUAUACUUGCAGAUAUAGGCACAUUUAAUAUUAAAAUACAAACUGUUGAAACCCCA
This is a messenger RNA of Vidua macroura (Pin-tailed whydah), 3611 nucleotides long. RefSeq names its product serine rich and transmembrane domain containing 1 (gene SERTM1). The record is from RefSeq and is a predicted model, not a curated record. Bases 888 to 1211 code for a protein of 107 amino acids. The transcript is spliced from 4 exons. NCBI's taxonomy places the organism in Eukaryota, Metazoa, Chordata, Aves, Passeriformes, Viduidae. Gene Ontology annotation, cellular component: intracellular membrane-bounded organelle.